GAGGCACCGCCUCAUACUACAUCAUUAAUUAGCUCUCGAUUCUAUUUCACUUUUCCGCAUUUCAUUUCAAUCCAAAUCUCAGAGAUGAACAGAUUGGAGCAGAUGAAGAGAGAAGUCACAAUCGCCUCCCGCCAUGGACCGCCGUUGACCGAUCUUCUUCAUAUCGCUCUCACUUUGAUGAUUUUCAAUGGAUCGCACCAAUACAUAUCUGAUCAAAGAAACAAAUGGAGCCUCAAAAGAUGGAGAAUCUGGAAACAGCCUGAACUGCUUCCUUGAACUUCCUGAAGAUGUAAUUGCUAACAUCCUUCAUCGAUUGGGCGCUUAUGAAAUUCUGAAAAAUGCUCAAAGAGUUUGUUCUUUGUGGAGAAAAAUCUGCAAAGAUCCUUCCAUGUGGCGUUUCGUUGAUAUGAGACAUCUGGUUCGCUACGGGUACUUUGAUGAUGUGUGCAACAAAGACCUUGAAACCAUGUGUCGUCAGGCGGUAGAUAUGAGCCAAGGACAAUUGACUGAACUUCACAUUGAUCAUUUUGCUACAGAUCAACUGCUCCAUUACAUCUCUGAGAGGUCAAGUAAGCUACAGUCCCUUCAAAUCAGGGGUUGUGAUGAAGUAGGGUAUGGUUUCAUUGAAGCGGCUAAAAAUUUUCCUCUACUUGAAGAACUUCACUUUGUGUACGUCUUAUGUGUUCGCGAUUACAUUGAAGCCAUUGGUCAGUCCUGCCCAAAGUUGAAGUCCUUCACGUUGAGCUCGUCAGACUACAGAGACGGUCUUCUGUAUGGAUAUGGUGAAUGCAACAACAAUUUUGAAGCACUAGCAAUUGCAAAAACCAUGCCUGGUUUGCAUCACCUCCGACUCGUGGGAAAUAAUAUGACAAAUGAGGGCCUGCAAGCCAUUCUUGAUGGGUGUCCUAAUCUUGAGUCUCUGGACAUACGGAGAUGUUACAGAGUGAAUCUGCGCGGAGAGAUUGGCGAUAGAAUCACUGAAAAGAUAAAAGAUUUCAAAUGCCCGAAUGAUCCAGUGAAAUGCGGUUCUGAUUGGGAUGCUGAUCCUUUUUAUGAUGAAGAUUAUAGUGAUGAGUUUGAUGAUACCCCAUAUAUUGACUACUGACCUGAUGACUACUCGUUUUGUGACUCUGUAACUCUUCUUUGCAAGGCUUAGACGCUCUUUGGUGAUGAGUUUUGAAGCAUGCAAUGGAACGUAUUUGAUCCCAAAACUUAAUGUUUUUGUUUUUUUACCGAGGACUUAUUUUCCAUAUAUAAACCUUUCUAUGAGGUCACACUUUGAGUGUUCCAUUUUCAAUUUUACAAAAGGCAAAUCUGUGAACGAUUUGUCUGUAACUCUAGAACUAUCGCGAACAAAUGGUUUGUUUUUUA
Molecule: messenger RNA, 1371 nt
Organism: Cuscuta campestris
Lineage: Eukaryota; Viridiplantae; Streptophyta; Magnoliopsida; Solanales; Convolvulaceae
Source: the annotation of a GenBank genome assembly